Messenger RNA from Paralichthys olivaceus (Japanese flounder), 4943 nucleotides. The record is from RefSeq and is a predicted model, not a curated record. Lineage: Eukaryota; Metazoa; Chordata; Actinopteri; Pleuronectiformes; Paralichthyidae.
ACUGAAUCAAUAAGUGAUGAUCAAUAAUUGGAUCCUAUGUGUUUCACAACCCAUCUGUCUGUCCACAGUCAUGUCUGUCUCUCUGUCUGAAGAGAGAGACAGGAUCCAGAGACAGGUGGAGGAGUUGGAGCAGAGUCUGUCUGUCUGUCUGUCUGCAACACACACUGAUCUCCAGCUGCUGAGCAGUGAGACAGAUGAUGAAUCAGGAAGUGAUGACACAGAGGACGAGUCUGCUGCAGGUCUGUUGGCUCAAAGAGAAAAAAUCCAGAAAGAGAUCGAGAACCUGGAGAACAAGCUAGGACCACAGAGUCCUGUCUGUCUGUCAGAUGAUGAUGACAUCAUCAUCUGCAGCAGCAGCAGUAGUGAUGAGAGUGAGCUGGGUAUCUCUCUCUCUGUUGAGUCUUGUCUUCAGAUGAACCUGGUUUACCAGCAGGUGGUGCAAGAGACUCUGUGUCAGCUGGAGACACUACUGACACACAACAACAGACAACAGAGGGAGCUGAUGUCUCAGUUGUCUGGACCAAUCAAAGAGCCUUCCAGAGAACAGCCCGCCCUCUCCUCCUACCAGCUGCCAAUCAACAUGUACCUGGGUCGCUUCCUGAAACCGUACUUCAAAGACAAACAGACCGGACUGGGUCCUCCAGCCAAUCAGGAGACGAAGGAGAAGAGCAGCAGGAUGACAGGAUGUCUUGAUGAAAAUAAAGUGAAGAUAAAACGAUGGGAGAGCUGGCAGAAGACUCUUCUGAUCCACUCUGUGUCCAGAGACAGUCUACGGAGACUUGUCCAGCCCAAACUGUCCAGGGUGGACUACCUGACUCAGAAGUUGUCGUCAGCAGGGGAGACAGACAGGCAGCAGCUCCGAGAGCAGAUCGACUGUUUGGAGAGAGAGAUCGACAAACUCAGGACGAAGAAGGAGGAGGAGCUGAUUGGUGAUCGAUAUGAGGAACAUGAUUGGGAAAAAAUCUCCAACAUUGAUUUUGAAGGGACGCGGGAGGCCGACGACAUCCGGUGCUUCUGGCAGAACUUUCUUCACCCCUCAAUCAGGAAGAUUGGGUGGAGUCAGGAGGAGGUGGAGCAGCUGAGGGACAUCAGCAAGAGACACCGAGAGAGACACUGGAAGAAGAUCGCUGAGGAGCUGGGGACGGAGAGGACAGCCUUCAUGUGUCUUCAGACUUUCCAGCGUUUCGUGUCAGACUCGUUGCGACGAGGCAGUUGGACGCCUUGUGAAGACGCUCUUCUCCGGGAGCUGGUGGACAAGAUGAGGAUUGGAAACUUUAUCCCCUACACUCAGAUGAGUUACUUCAUGGAGGGUCGUGACCCCCCUCAGCUGAUCUACAGGUGGAACCAGGUUCUGGACCCGAGCCUGAAGAAAGGCCUGUGGACCAAACAGGAAGACCAGCUCUUGUUGCGAGCUGUCUCACGUCAUGGGGAGAAGAACUGGUGGAAGAUCCGUUUGGAGGUUCCUGGACGAACUGACAGCGCCUGCAGGGAUAGGUAUCAUGACUGUCUGAAGUCGGGGACGAAGCGAGGAGCAUUCGACAAACAGGAGCAGGAGCUGCUGUUGCAGCUGGUCGAGAAAUAUGGCGUUGGUCGCUGGGCAAAGAUUGCAGCGGAGAUUCCUCAUCGUUACGACGCUCAGUGUCUGAGAGAAUGGAGGAAACUGAGCAGAAAGAGACUUCGUCCUGCUCAGAAAAAUAGAGAAGCUAAAAACCCACAAACAAGUCCAAAUGGAAAGAAGAGGAAGAAGGUGAACAUCAGGAGGAAAGUGAAGGAGGAGGAGAUGAGCAGUGAGGAGGAGCAGGAGGAGGAGGAGAUGGUGGUGGUGUACAUGGACAGUGAUGAUGAUGAUGAGAAGAAGAUGAAGGAGGAGGAGAAGGACGAGGUUGUAGAAGUGGAUAGAAUUGCAGAUGUAGAGGAGGAGGUGGAGGAGUACACCUGCCCUCCGAUGACUGAGUGGAUUCCAGAUGAUAAAGCAGAACAUUUCUCCUUUCUGAGCUUUAGUCCUGUGUCUGUACCUUCUUCCUCCGAUGGCCACAGAGGGAAGCCAGUCCGCUCUACCAUCGUGGGUAAGUUCGGACACUCUGUGAUCAUUGGACCAAAUCCACCAGAGUUGCAGUGGGAGGAGCGUCACAGAAGCAGCACCAUGAGGAUGGUGUCACCUGACCAGCUCCAAGCCCACCUGCACUGCCAGGCAGCUGAGUGGAAAAAAAAGGGCUUCCGGCCGAAAGGGAAACAGAUGGGCCGAUCAAUGGACAUGGUACUGAGGUACAAGCUCCAGGCUGCCGUGGUGCCCUGGAUUGGUAACCUGUUGAUCCCGACUCAAACCAGACUGACGGUGGCUGACGCCCUGAGGGAACAAGGAGAGAAAACCCAGCUCUCCUCCACUCCUGUUUUCCAGCUGCUGCUGCAGACCAUGAACGUGGACGUCAUCGGGUGCAGGGAGAUGAUAGAGCAGAGGAAGAAGAAAGUGGUGUUUUCAACUCCGCUCCCUGAUCCUUUGUCCGUCCACAGGAAGGAUCCACGCACUGUCGCAGAAAUCCUGCAGCAGAGGGAGAAGCAGCAGGAGUUAGAGCUGCAGCACAAACUGAUCCUGAAGCAGCUUAACACUCUGCAACAACAACAAAUGAUGCUCAGACAACCAUUCAGUACACAACAAUUAGAUCAUCUGCACCAACUUCAGAAUCUUCCCCCUCAGACUCUUACUCCUCGCCUCCCUUAUCAGAAUCUUCCUGGUCUUCCUCAGAUGUCUCCUCUGUCAUUUCCUCAGAGUGUCUUCAUUCCUCAUCCUGUUCUUCAACCUCAGAAACCUCUUGCUCCCUCCUCCCUCGACACAUCCCAUUCGUCUCCAUGCCAACGUCCUCCCGUGGGCAUCGACACCUCUUCAUCUCCUCCUUCUCCUGGCUCCACCUCAAUCCACCAACAGACUGUACCAUUGACUCAGAGCUUCAGAGUUGACCAGUCCUCUUCCCCUAACCCAGCUGUUUCUGUUGGUUCAACACUGGCCAAUCAACAAGCUGUUCCCUUCAUUCUCCCGAACCUCGCCACCCACCCUGCUUCUCUCCACAGGGACCAUGACUAUUUUAUUCAACCGAACCCUCCCCUAAGUCUACCAAGCCCUGUCCCCAAACAGCCAGACCCCAUGCACUGUAAAUCUGACCCCGUAUCAGAGAGACCCCCCAAAAAUCCCAGCAGAGGAAGAAAACGAAGGAGGCAGCAGGAGCAGGAUGGGGUGACGAGCAGUCAGGUUGUCCAAUGUUCAGAUGGGACAGGUGACCCCAGGGCCCAGGCCAAUACAGGUGCAACCCAGGAACAAAAAAGGGUUCGGAAGCUAAGUCAGAAGGCCAGGGAGCUGCAGAAAGCAACUGAAGCCAAGGACAAAGCAAAAAAGAAGAGGAAGUCUUCUCCUUGUAAUACACGCCCUCAUACUUCUCGCUCUAAAGAGGAAACUGUUGAUCAGCCUGAGCAUUCCACACUGCAUUUACUUCCUGGUCAGUCGAUAUGGGUCAUGACUCCCGGAGGGCUGGUCCAGCUGGCACAAGCUCAGCCCCAACCCCAUCAGCAGGCGUUAGUGCCGAACCCCUACUUUUCACCUACACCUGGAAAUAUUCCAAGAACCCAACUGGCCAAGCCUCCUCUGAGAUUCCAACCACCACCUGUACCAUAUGCCCUGACUAUCCCCAGACAUCUCCCUGCUCCACCCACUCAUCCCUCUAAGCCCUUACAACCUGUCCCAAGCCCAGGUUUGCUCCCCCUCCCCUCCUGUAACCCUCAGCCUCCCCCCAAAAUGUUCCUGCCCUAUAAGGGUGCAGUCAGAGUGGAUGAGGCUGAGCCACCUCCCCUCAGGAGGGAGGCUCUUCAGUUCAAUCCCUCACUGAUUUUCCUGGAGCCUCAGGAAGCAGUGCGUGAUUGGCUGAGUGGGCGGGGAGGGGUGGUAGUACCAGGAGCAGGCGUGGCUCUACCCUACCUGCCGCCAUUUGUCAGCACUCUGAGCACGCUCAGUGCACUGCUUCAGGUCAAAAAGUCUCUGACCAAAUCAUCUCUGCAGCUGCUGCGUCAAGACUCUGAACCUUGGCACUGCCAAAACAAAAUCGUGUCUGACAACAGUUCAGGAAAAACCUCCAGUCAGCUUCCACCCGACCUGCCGGACUCCACCUCUGACCUCAGACCAGGCGAGCAACCAGCAGCUCCCUCUGUCAGCUCUGACGUCCUGCAGGAGGAGGAGGUCCUUGUGGCAGCAGUGCGUGAGCUUGUGACAGAGUGUUUCUCUAGUAACCCCGCCUACCAGUUGUUGAAGGCCCGCUUCCUGUCACUCUUCACUGUCCCUGCCCUCCUGGCCACCAUCCAGCCAAUAACAGAGAAGACUGUGGCUCGCCCAGUCACUCAGGAGGAGGAGGAGGAAGAGGAAGAGGAGGAAGCAGUGGUGGAGCUGAAGAAAAUCAAAGAAAGGGGCCGCCAGAGAGCACAGGGAUCUGUGCUGAUGUGUGACACGUCAGGAGCACCAGCCAAUCACUUCUCAGGAAUCAACGCACCCGCCGCUGACUAGACCCGGCCAGUAGAAACCAAAUCACACACAUCUUCAAUCACAUGUUCAGAUCACUUCAACGCUCCUCUUUAAUCCUGAUUCAAGUUCAACAGCUGUUCAUCUGAAAUCAUCGGAUUUCAUCGGAUUCAUUUUGAUAUAAGUUCUGGAAAAAAAUAACUUUUCAUUAAAUGACAAGAAACAUUCCUACUCUGGUUCCGUUAAAAUUUACGUUACAUUAAAAAUCAGAAAAUAUUUCAGAUCUGGUGUCAGAGCUCAUAAAUAACAAAUAGUCAAAUAUGUUUAAAAAAUAUAUUGUUUUAAUUUACCUUGUAAAUGUUUGAUUGUUAGCUGAUGGUUUCGUAAUAAAGAUGUUUACAUGAAGCAGUCAAUCAAUCAAUCAAAGUCCCUCUCUCUCUUUCUC